Messenger RNA from Daphnia carinata, 807 nucleotides. RefSeq lists its product as uncharacterized. The record is from RefSeq and is a predicted model, not a curated record. The coding region runs from base 1 to 807 and encodes 268 amino acids. The transcript is spliced from 6 exons. NCBI's taxonomy places the organism in Eukaryota, Metazoa, Arthropoda, Branchiopoda, Diplostraca, Daphniidae.
AUGUACCGCGGCGAAAAGGUAGGUCUAGCGGACGGACAUGGCCGGCUACGCGAUCCACCGUCACGUUCUAGCGCAUGGCGCGAAAACUUUCCGACUCCACCCGACUACAAUGACAUGGAGGGAUUCUGUGGCGGAUUUGAAAGACAAUGGUUUGUCAACAAAGGCAAGUGUGGCAUUUGCGGAGAUCCAUACGAUGAACGAGUAAAACCCCACGAAGCUCCAGGUGGCCUUUUUGCCACUGGAACCAUUGUUCGCCAUUACGUGCAGGGACAAACGAUCCCAGUCAAAAUCGAGAUUACUGCUAAACACAAGGGUUACUACACGUUCAAACUCUGUCCGAAUAACAACGUCCUCAAAGACCCCCCGCAAGAGUGUUUCGACAGGUUCCCACUAUCUUUUAUCCAUAACGAUGGCACCGUAAGCAGAAAGACAUUCGUCGACCCUAUUCCUUACGGAGUAUUCUCCACUCGAUUGAUGCUACCACCCGACGUUACGUGCAGCCAAUGCAUUAUACAAUGGACUUACGUGACUGGUAAUCGUUGGGGAGAUUGCUCUAAUGGAACACAAGGACUCGGAUGCGGACCUCAGGAGACCUUCCGUGCCUGUGCGGACGUUGCAAUUCUUCCCGCUGGAACGGUUCCGGUUGCUACCACAGUCCAGCCUCUCCCACUAACCACCGGUAUCCCGUGCACCAAUUACGUCGCUGCUCCGGAUCGACAAAUGAUACCGGGGAUGGCGGGAUGGUGCAAGCAGAACUGUCCCGGCCGCAUGUGUUCGCCAGAUUUGUGCGUAUGCAGCGAUGCAUAA